CGUACUGGAUGAUCCCUGUUAUCAGUUGUGAAGCAAUAUGUAUAAACAACCGCAGUCGUUAUAGAUAGGUCUCGUGGGAUAGACGUAACGCAUCAUGGGGGGGCGAAUGUUUUCGCUAAUUUUUUUCACGUCUUUGUACUUUCAAUUCGUGACAAGCCAGCUACCACCAUUGACAAUUGAAGCAAUAAGCCCCAGAGGGAUAAAAAUUAGAAUGCCAGAUGAUGGUUUUUCAUCAUUUACAAUCAUUGCUCAUCUCAGACGGGGUCAAAAGACGAGACAGUGGCAGGUUAUUGUGCCAAAAGCGAAAGAUGGAUUUUGGACUUCCAUAGACCGAAAUUUCGAUUUACGCUUAGGAGACACGCUGUUUUACAGAGUAACAGUUAUCAAAAGCAAUAACCAGAUACAAGUACAUGGUGUAUGGAAUGUUAGUGAAUUCGUGCCUGAUACAGAACAUUUAAAUUGUAUAAUAUCAGAAACAACUACACCAUGCUCCAAUACAAUUUGUAAAAACAGUUUAAUCUUCAGCGAAGAAUUCAAUAAUGUUAAGCUUAAGUGGAAAAAAGAGGUUAUGUUUCCACAGGAGCCUGACUAUCCAUUUAACGCCUACACGGCAGAAGCGAUAAGAAUUGAAAACGGAACAUUAAUUAUAAAGCCCGAUAUAUCUAAUAAAGAAAUACAUGAUGACAAAUACAUUAGUUGGGACUUGGGUAGUUCAUGUACUGCUGAAUUUGGCACAAGAGAGUGUGUUCAAACGCCAUCCGGCGCUCAAAUCCUUCCACCAGUUAUCAGUGGAAAAAUAUCUACAAAAGGUUUAUUUAGUUUUAAAUUUGGCCGAAUUGAUGUGCGCGCUAAGUUACCAAUUGGCAAUUGGUUGAUACCAGAAAUCAAUUUGGAACCGGUGUUCCAUGAGUAUGGAAAACUUCACUAUACGUCAGGGCUCAUGCGAGUUGCGUAUGUAAGAGGCAAUCAGGAAUUUUCUGGGAACCUAUAUUCAGGUGCAGUUUUAACUGAUACUGAACCUGGCAGAUCUAUGUUUUUGAAACAUUAUUAUAGUUCCGUUAACUGGAAUAAUGAUUUUCAUGUUUACUCAUUAAUUUGGAGGCCUGGUAGUUUACAAAUGUUAGUGGAUAACUUAUCUUAUGGCACAUUUAAUGGAGAUAACGACUAUAAUCUAAAUAAUGUACCACAAGCAGGACGCUGGGUGAACGAAAACGCACCUUUGGAUCAGAUGUUCUACAUAUCACUCGGAGUUCGAGUUGGUGGAAUCAACGACUUCGAAGAUAGUCCACUCAAGCCCUGGAAAAAUAGCAACAGCAAAGCUAUGUAUAAAUUUUGGUUAUCUACAUUAUCUUGGUAUUCAAGUUGGACUUCGCCAGAAUUGGUUGUGGACUAUGUGCACGUAUACGCUUUGUGAAUAUUUAAUAUAAACGGUUAUAAUAUGUAAAA
Molecule: messenger RNA, 1446 nt
Organism: Nymphalis io (European peacock)
Lineage: Eukaryota; Metazoa; Arthropoda; Insecta; Lepidoptera; Nymphalidae
Product: beta-1,3-glucan-binding protein 2-like
Exons: 8
Coding region: 95-1414 (439 amino acids)
Biological process (GO): carbohydrate metabolic process
Molecular function (GO): carbohydrate binding; hydrolase activity, hydrolyzing O-glycosyl compounds
Source: RefSeq, a predicted model, not a curated record